Achroia grisella is the source of this 1006-nucleotide messenger RNA. Its product is annotated as F-box only protein 7-like. The record is from RefSeq and is a predicted model, not a curated record. Gene Ontology annotation, biological process: positive regulation of autophagy of mitochondrion; autophagy of mitochondrion. The transcript has a single exon. The coding region runs from base 68 to 916 and encodes 282 amino acids. NCBI's taxonomy places the organism in Eukaryota, Metazoa, Arthropoda, Insecta, Lepidoptera, Pyralidae. Gene Ontology annotation, molecular function: protein kinase binding.
CACGCUCGCUGCCUAAAUCAAUUUUACAAAAACAUUCAAUAUAGGAGAAGACUCACAAAGAGCGAUAAUGGAAAAGAAACUCACAACUUGGAAUCUAAAUGAACAAUUAUACCGUCAAUAUUAUCAGACAGUGAGGCGAGUUGUAGAGACGUUAAUUAAACCAGACAGUUUGAAACAGGACUUGUUAUUUGCAUUAUUACUUGUAAUAAUGAAAGACAACGAUUUUCUGCAACUGGAGGAAAUUGGAAGAAAUGUUAUUAGUACAGAAGACUUUUUGCUGUCCAGAAAACAAAAAGACAUCGGAAUGUAUGAGUCUGUGUUAGUAUUGAAUGGAUUCCAGAAUACUCCAUUGAAAAUAAUCGCGAGUCCGUUGAACGAUGCCAUUUUAAUCAACGCCACAAUUCCGGAGUUGUAUAAAGAAACUUAUUCUAUUUGUUUGAAAGUUAGCAACUACGUACUCACUUCUGAUUUGGGGAUACCAGCCAAUUUUUAUAACUUGAACGAAUUGGUUGUUACUUUGAAAGAUAAGAUAUUGAAUCCAAUCAAAAGUGGUAUACUAAACUAUCACAGUUAUCCAAGUGCUAACCUUUCGGGUCUGCCUGAAGAUAUUGUGGACCAGAUAGCUAUGAAAUUGCACAUUAAAGAUGUGAUUGCACUUUCGAAUUCUUGUAAACGCAUGCAUAUGGUAAUAAACAAUGAACGACUAUGGUCUGAUCUAUUCAAGAGGGAUUUCCGUGAUAAACAUGAAAUUGGAGGCAGUGACUAUAUGAAUAAAUAUAAAGAGGAAUAUAUUUCGAGAAGGGAUGCUAAAUUCCAGCUCUUAAGUAAUAUCGGAUCUGAGAGUUUUCGACAAUUUGCAGAAUUGCCAGAUUAUAUGAGACAUGGUUCAGAUUCAAGAUGGGAAGUUAUUUUGUGAAUGCGUAAAUUUGAAAAUUUAUUUAUUGUUUCUCUUUAACCGUUGAAAAUAGCUUUGAAACAAUCUUUUGGUAAAUUAUUUUGAAUCAUU